AUGGCCUCAACAUAUUCAGCGCCAACUGUUUCGCCGUCAGCAGAGCAGGAGACCCUCAAAGCUCUGACAUUCCAACGCCUGCAUCCGAAAGCGUACCUCGAACGCUUCCUGGCAGAAAAUGUACGACCGGAUGGACGCGAACCCACGGAGUGGCGAGACGUUUCGGUGAAUGUAGGCUCAAUAAGUACGGCAGACGGCUCUGCCCUCGUGCGUCUGGGAGACACCACUGUCGUCUGCGGCGUGAAGGCUGAGAUCGCAGAGCCAGAGUUGGAUAGUCCGGAGGAUGGAUUCUUGGUGCCAAACCUUGACCUACCCGCGAUAUGUUCUCCGAAAUUCAGGCCAGGUCCCCCGAGCGACGAAGCCCAAGUGCUGUCAGAUAGAUUGAAUGAAACACUUGUGUCGACUGGCGUCAUUUCAACUCGCUCGCUCUGCAUCGAGUCCCGCAAAGCCGUCUGGGUGCUCUACGUAGACGCGACAUGUAUAAAUUAUGACGGUAACGCGCUCGACGCGACUCUCGUUGCCAUGAUUGCUGCUCUGCAGAACACCCGCUUGCCGAAGGCUACAUUUGAUGAAGACACCGGACGCGUUCUCUGCACGCGGAAGGAGAUGAUUCCUCUGCAGAUCAGCCGCUUCCCACUCUCAAUGUCAUUCGGGGUCUUCGAUGGCACGCAUAUACUGACCGAUCCGACGUCGUUUGAGGAGCCACUACUAGACACGACAUUCACCGUCACCGUCGACGAGAACGGCGGGGUAAUUUCAGUGGUGCAGCUCGGGCUUGCUUCUCAAGAUGUUUUGCGAAAAUGUAUUGCCACCACCAAGAGUCGGUAUAGACAGCUUGCUAAACAAGUAUACGCUUCCUCAUGAAGCUUUAUCUC
This is a messenger RNA of Phanerochaete carnosa HHB-10118-sp, 875 nucleotides long. RefSeq lists its product as uncharacterized. Gene Ontology annotation, cellular component: cytoplasmic exosome (RNase complex); nuclear exosome (RNase complex). Bases 1 to 864 code for a protein of 287 amino acids. NCBI's taxonomy places the organism in Eukaryota, Fungi, Basidiomycota, Agaricomycetes, Polyporales, Phanerochaetaceae. The record is from RefSeq and is a predicted model, not a curated record. The transcript is spliced from 6 exons. Gene Ontology annotation, biological process: U4 snRNA 3'-end processing; nuclear polyadenylation-dependent mRNA catabolic process; U5 snRNA 3'-end processing.